Blastomyces gilchristii SLH14081 is the source of this 1637-nucleotide messenger RNA. RefSeq names its product copper resistance protein Crd2. The coding region runs from base 284 to 610 and encodes 108 amino acids. Lineage: Eukaryota; Fungi; Ascomycota; Eurotiomycetes; Onygenales; Ajellomycetaceae. The record is from RefSeq and is a predicted model, not a curated record. The transcript has 4 exons.
GUAUAUGUAUAAAACUACUUGAUAUUUUGAUUUAUUCGCUUUUAUCAUCUUACUGUUAUCCGAUAUUCAAUAUCUGAUCUCAUCCAUCCAAUCCAUUUGAGAAGGUUCAGGCACGAACCCUAAUCACCUCCAUCCUCCAUCCCCCGUACAUCUACAUCUACAUCUUCUCUAUCAACCACCUACCUGCCCAGGUCUCAGAAACAUCAAAUUCCACCACCACCAGACCAGCCCAGACCACACAAGGUGAAAUAUCGAACAGAACCAAACCAGCAAAAAAUAAACAAUGACCAUCCCACCCCUCUCAUGCUGCCACGCCUCCAAGCAAGGGUGCGUCUGCGCCGCCCAAGCCAGAUGCUCCUGCGGCAAGCAACAAGCCCUGCAUUGCACCUGCGAAAAAGCAAAGACUGAAAACGACACCUCAGGCCCUAGGUGCUCAUGCCGGAGCCGUCCAGCUGGCCAAUGUACGUGUGAGCGUGCCGAAUCAGAGAAUCAUCAGCAUUUCAGCGCUGCGUGUCCGUGUGGGAAGAGAGCGUCAGACUCCUGUACUUGCGAAAAGGCCCUUGAUGCCGGGAACUUCCCCGGAGAGACAGACUUCACCACCAAGGCAUAGAUAGACAGAUACACUAUUGAAACGAAUGCUGAGAGGACAGGAAAGGUGGAAGGCUUGGGAUGAUUGACAUGGGAAUCUCUUAGAGCGAUUGAUUAGGUACAGGGGAUGUUGGGUAUGAUUUUGGAAACUUGACUAUCCUCCUUUUGUCUGCAUGUGAACAAAUUUGUAUUUCUUCAGUGUUUUGAGUGUUUUGCAUGUAAAUUGAUUUUUUGGGAAUUUUCUUUUAUUAUUGAAAGAUAGAUAUUCAUCAGUUUUCGUUAUUUCUUGUCUUCAUCCAAGCUUGGACCUACGGAGUAAAGAAAUUGUAGAUUCUCUGGGCCGUGCACUAUGCCCGUUAUGGUAAAAGACUACUGCUGCUUCGGGGAUGGCGCCUGGCUAGUUACCUCGCUGCUUUUGCGCCAUCUCACGCCGUCCUAACGACGCCGAAUGUAAUGAUCUACCUGCGAACGACGACGCGCAUUCUCAUCCUCUGGAAGAUGAUGCUGUGCGAAGUCGCCGAACGCCUAUCAGAUGGGCUUGGACACUCGGAGUGUGGCUUCAUUGGUUUCUAGGCCAUUUUACCCCCUACCCUACCACGCCACAACCCCGGGUCAAACUGUCAUAUAAAUUGUAAGAUGAAGAGACCUAGUCAUAUGUGCCAAUCUCCUCAAUUUUGGAAGAUUUUCAAUCUCUAAUUAUGAAGAUAUUUAAAGCAAAUUCUCUGCAAAAUCUCUGUCUGCUUUUGAUGUUUCAAAUCAUUUACACCCCUUCUACCUCUUCCCCCCCUACCCCCCGCUACCACCACCACCGCCCCUACCGCCCCGCAGCUCCCUCUACCACUUCCACCCUCUACUUCUAUCUCUCUACCCCUCUCUUACCACCCCGACCACCUCUAUCACCUCUAUCACUCUCUUUCACCCUGUAUCACCUCUAUCAUCAUUAUCAGAUUAAUCAGAGCCGUACAGGCUGCAGAGCUGGCUGUUCAAUCCCAUUCAUGAAUUCAAACAGAUGCACAUGACUAGACUGACCGGCGGGACCAUGAAUUUCA